CCCCAGCACCUGGCCUCCUGUGCCUGAAAGAUGAUAAAUCAGCCCUGCAUCUGGGGAUUUGAUUUUCUUGCUGUAGUUCAAAGGAAGAGUAGUGGACCAGAUACAGAGAUAAAAAUUGUCUGGGAUCUUCUAGGUGACAUGAUUCUGAUCCCCCACCACAUGCUUUCUUAUAAAAACACAGGCUCCAAGGAAAGUUCCAAAGGAAUUUAAUGAUCACAUACAAGGAGUACUCCUAAGUACGUGGCACUGUCCAGGCUCCAACCGACGGCGGCGACACGGCCUCGGGGCAGCGCGUCAGUCUCUGCCCCAAGAAGCUUGCUUCCCGCGCGCGAUGCUAGGCAGACUUCUAGUACCUCCUCAGGGCCGGUGUCUGAGCUGAGUACUUCUCAAGUGCAACACCUCACUGAGUGACAAUAAGCGACACGGCUACCGCUUUCCAACCGAGGGAUUUCCAGGGCUGAGACACCAGAGUAGGCACCAAGCCACUGCUAGGCAGAAUCAAGGGAAACCAGGUGCCUCCGCGAGCUGCUCUCUCGACCCCCAGCACUCUAGCCUGACCCCAGCCGCUGGGCUAGAAAGGAAGGCAUGCCCAAGGCGCAGCCCCUCGGCCAGAGAAUUCCCAGGCCUCAGAAGUUAGGUCGAGCCCCGCACAUGACUCUCGCUUCCGUCAACCUCAAAAACACGCAGUGCUCCACGGACGUGGAUCCAAAGGAAACAUCUCUCGAGAACAAAGUUCCAUGGUGUAUGAGGCACUCGAGCCCAGGCCGAACCGCUGCAGAGAAGAGAUGAAGAAAACUGGAGGGGCCCACGCUAUCCUUGAGGUGGUUCUGAAAAAUGUUUCAAAACAGAUGAGGAAGUAGCCUAAAGGUGUGUCAUACAAAGAGAGCUGACAGAGAAGCUGUGGUUAUAGAGAGACUGGAGCAAAGCUGGCUUCUGGAGAAAGAGCCCUGCCUACACAAUGGAGGAGGAGGGGAAGGUAGGCUGGGCACAGCUGGUGCCACAGCAGGCCACAUCUGCCUGGAGGAAAGCUGCUGGUGAUAGUGCUCCAAGUGUUGACCUCGCACCUGUUAUCAGGAACAAAGUGACCAUGAGAGGGGACAGAGCAGAUAGUGUCCUCGGCAGGAGAGAGGAGCAAGCUGUCCAAAGGAAGCUGUGCCAAGGCCUGGCACAGGGUGUCAGGAUUGGAAAAGAGGGUGAAGAUGGGUGAAGAGGGUGCAGAGAAAAGGGGGAACGGCCAAAGGUGGUACGGACCUAUUCUUGCCUGGCCCACCUCUAGCCCCACCAACUCACUCCCCAAGCAAGAGCAGUCUUCCCAAGCCCCAUCAAGGUAUGGUUCUCUUGAUGUCCCAGGAUUCAAACCUGUGACACUCAGGGUCACCUGAGAGAGGCAUCCACACUCCCUCUGGGUAGAUAUGGCCAAGGUUAAACCCAAAGCUAGGCCAGACCUGCCUGUCCCUGCUCCUCAGGGCGUGGCCUGAAGCAGGUAAUAGACAAAGGGGCUGUCACAGCAGAGGGGCUCCACUGCACAGAGAGACUAGUCCCUGUCCAAUGCUGACCUUUCCACUUGCACCAUCCUCAGGGAGCAUUCCAGGAGCAGCUGCUGGCACUCCAGGCCUGGCCUUCUGCCUCCCAGCCCCAGAUCUGCCCUGGGAGCCAAUCGAGGGCUACAGUCUGGGAAGAGGCCCCCAGGAAGAAACACAGUCAAGAGCAGAAAUCCCUUCCAGAAAUCCCCUGCGCAGCAGAGCCACUGUCAGACAGACUGGCAAAGGUUUGAACGAGAAAAGAGAAGUAAAGGGAGGUGAAAUGUCCGGCCAAACCAUGUGAGAAGGUAGAGCCCCAGCUUUCUAAAGUCAAUGAUCCCAGGCCAAGAGUCUUUGUCCCUCCUGACCCAUCUCCGAACCUUCUCAGUCCCGCAGGCCGCCUGUGUGGACACCAGUAAGGGCUUCCAGGACUAAAGGGAGGGAGAAGUUAGGGACGUUUCUCCUUAGCUCCUUCCCUAUAGAGUCACUGUAGCCUCCACUAAGGUCGCUGCCUCUCUCAAGGUGGCCCCCUUUACACUCUUCCCAGGUUCCAGUGACCAUUGCUCCCUUCUUUUAGGAGUCUAUGACUACCAUUGGAGAUUCCUACACUUUGCUCCUACCUUUGUAAAUUAUGCCCUUAAUAAACCCUCCUUGGACUGCCCUAACUGGAGUAUGUCUUGUUUGCUGCUAGGACCCAGACUGACACAAACAACUGCCCUGGAUUUCCUGGGAUGCCUGGGUUGCAGAAAUCAGCCCCUCUGCUCCACAAGCAGUCCUGGCUCCAGAUCUGGAGGCAUGGGCAGACUGAUGUGUCCCCAUGGCCCUCUCCUACCUCAGGUCCCAGCCAAAUGCAAGGUUACUCUCCAAAGGCCUUCAGUCUGCUCCAACCCACAGGCUGGCAUUCCGGGGUUCCAAGUUCAAGUGGCUCAGGCCAGAGCCUCAUUCCCCCAGGGCACUCCUCCUUUAUGACUUCACCCACUGAAGUCACCUGGGAGACAAUGCCGAACCUUCUACCCUAGAGUAUGGGCCUCUAGGAGGCAGGGACAGCAGGCCCAGCCAGCCCAGAGGACUCUCUGUCCACAGUUUAAAUGAGGACGCUGCUGGCCCACGUCUCGCAGGGCAGCCUCAGAGGCACUGGGUGCUCCUGGAACCAUGGAUGAUGCUGCCAUCCUCAAGCGACGAGGCUACAUCAUGGGGAUAAAUUUGGGAGAGGGCUCGUACGCAAAAGUCAAAUCCGCUUACUCUGAGCGCCUGAAGUUCAAUGUGGCAGUCAAGAUCAUUGACCGUAAGAAAGCCCCCACAGACUUCUUGGAGAAAUUCCUUCCCCGGGAAAUUGAAAUUCUGGCCAUGCUAAACCACCGCUCCAUCAUCAAGACGUACGAGAUCUUUGAGACUUCGGAUGGCAAGGUCUACAUUGUCAUGGAGCUCGGAGUCCAGGGUGACCUCCUUGAGUUCAUUAAAAACCGGGGAGCCCUGCAUGAAGACGAUGCUCGAAAGAAGUUCCACCAGCUUUCCUCGGCCAUAAAGUACUGCCACGACCUAGACGUUGUACACCGAGACCUCAAGUGUGAGAACCUUCUCCUCGACAAGGACUUCAACAUCAAGCUAUCUGACUUCGGCUUCUCCAAGCGUUGCCUGAGGGACGACAGUGGCCAACUGACACUGAGCCAGACCUUCUGUGGGUCAGCGGCGUACGCGGCCCCCGAGGUGCUGCAGGGCAUCCCCUACCAGCCCAAGGUCUAUGACAUCUGGAGCCUCGGAGUGAUCCUCUACAUCAUGGUCUGCGGCUCCAUGCCCUAUGAUGACUCCAACAUCAAAAAGAUGCUGCGCAUCCAGAAGGAGCACCGUGUCAACUUCCCGCGCUCCAAGAACCUGACGGGUGAGUGCAAGGACCUCAUCUACCGCAUGCUACAGCCAGAUGUCAACCGGCGGUUGCACAUUGACGAGAUCCUCAGCCACUGCUGGGUGCAGCCCAAGGCCCAGGGCCUGUCCUCUGCAGCCAUCAACAAGAAGGGGGAGAGCUCCCGGAGCACUGAACCCUCAUGGACCCCUGAGCCCGGCUCCAAUAAGAAGUCUGCCACCAAACUGGAACCCCAGGAAGAGGCACGGCCUGAGGCAAGGCCUGAGUCGAAACUCGAGGAAGAGAAGCUGCCAGUGCAGGCAUCAAGGCAGUUGGAGACCACAGGCCUCACCCUCACAGGCGAACAGAUGAAUAUGGAGAUAGCGGAAGGGGCCCCCCCACAGCCUCCAGAGAUGCACACCUAGUGAGCCUCUCUCACAGCCAAGGGGAUGAGGCAGAGGUCACAGCUUCGAGCCUGAGCUCCAGAAAAGCCAAGGGAUGAGCCUGAGAAAGAAGACAGUCCCGGAUAAGGCACUAUUUUCAUCAGUUUCUAUACCCUCCCGUUGAACUUGGUAAUCUAUAUGGCUAAAGAAGCAAUAAAUCACUAUAUUAGUGCAGUCCCCUACAUGAAUGUCUUUGCCCUGGCUGACUGCGGUCAACCAGGGAAAGGAUCCCCUCCUCCACCAGCACUUUGGAAAAUAUAUUUCAGUGUGCCCAGCCCUGACUGUGACCUGACCAUGACCUCAGGCCCUGCACCAGAGCCAAGAGCUGAGUGAGGAAGAUGCUGCUUCAAGAGGGAGGCCAUGAGUACAGUGCUGUGGGGUGGGGGAAACAGGAAGAAGACAGGAGGAUGAAAAGGCUGUCUGAAGAGGAGGGGUAGGAGAAGGCCCCACAAGGCUGCCAGUGGGGAGGGACCUCCAGAGGGCAGGUGGACCAGCCUCUCAGCCUCUCUUGGUUUCCCUCCCCACCCUAAUAAGAAACUCAAUUUUUCUGCUCUGUCCACCAGGGGUUCCCUUGUGUCUAGCUGGCACCCAGUUCUCAAUGGUGCCCUGAGUCAUCCUGCCCAAUGGUCAUUAUCCCAGCUCAGGGGAAGCAAGGGGUUCUGCUGGACAGCACAACCACAUUCCAGCUUGCAUGUCCCACAACUGUGUGGCCUUGACUACACUCUGUUCCCCUCUAGUCCCAGUCUGUCCCCAGGGAUGAUGCUCCCUGCCAGAUUAGAUAAGCUGACACUGGCGAGGAGACAGGACAGGUGUCCUCACAAUGCAUGCCUGGCCACUGUAGCCAUUGGUGUCCCACAGAGGCAGCAGGCCUGUAGUUAGCAUCACUGGCCGCUGUACAUGGCAGAGCCCUGCCCACCGUUUCUUAGGCAGUCCUCACCUCGGCGUGAUGGCCCUUUCUCCUCUUGCUCUGCACUCACUCUGAUAACC
Messenger RNA from Pteropus alecto (black flying fox), 4790 nucleotides. RefSeq names its product testis specific serine kinase 1B (gene TSSK1B). The transcript has 2 exons. Gene Ontology annotation, cellular component: cytoplasm. Gene Ontology annotation, biological process: microtubule cytoskeleton organization; intracellular signal transduction; protein phosphorylation. The record is from RefSeq and is a predicted model, not a curated record. Bases 2673 to 3785 code for a protein of 370 amino acids. Gene Ontology annotation, molecular function: tau-protein kinase activity; ATP binding; protein serine/threonine kinase activity. NCBI's taxonomy places the organism in Eukaryota, Metazoa, Chordata, Mammalia, Chiroptera, Pteropodidae.